Messenger RNA from Fusarium redolens, 1086 nucleotides. Its product is annotated as heme-containing dehydratase protein. The transcript has a single exon. The coding region runs from base 1 to 1086 and encodes 361 amino acids. The record is from RefSeq and is a predicted model, not a curated record. NCBI's taxonomy places the organism in Eukaryota, Fungi, Ascomycota, Sordariomycetes, Hypocreales, Nectriaceae.
AUGUCCUGUCCAGCGCGUAUCUAUCCCUUCCGCAAACCCGAAGGUCACAAGCUUCCGAUCCCACGAUGGCACCUCGUCCUCCCAGAUGAUGUCACCCAUGUUUGCACGGCAUAUAUCGGGGUUCAGAAACAUUCUGACGGUCGAGAUUCUGACCUUGCUCGAGAUGAGGCUACAGAAACAAUUCAGUCAUGGGUGAAUGGCGAUACUGGACCUGCGGCAUAUGAGACAUUCGCGGUAAUUGAUGGAUGCGAUAUCCAAGAAUCUACAAUUUGGGUGUGUUAUUGGUCAGACAAGGCAAAAUAUGAGAAAGGUCUCAAUGGCCUCUCACUAAAGUCUAUCUACUCCCAACUACCAGAAACAGGCCGUGCCUCAGUGGGCAUCUGGCGAGAGGCGUUCAUCACAGAGUUUCCCCGCCUUGAAACAAAUUACUCAGGCCUCGAUUAUCUCCCUGGUCUCGCAAAACUUCCUGGCGCAAGUUUUCCAGAACAUACACUCUCGGCAUAUUGGGGCGCAGCGAGAGACAGAAUCCCCUCAUCUGCCUACGAUCUCUUCCCUCCAUCAAAUCCAACUCCACCAACCAUAAUUCCUCAGGGUUUUGGUCAAUAUCUUGUCGGAACAAAUGCUGAAAACCUAGCUCAUAUUCGCUCAGGACAGUUUUGGGAGAACUGCGGUCAACAGGAAGCUGACUCUUAUGACAAAAAGCUUGAGCCCACUCUACACUCUGGCCUACAAUAUCUUUGGGAGAAUUCACCUGACACCGGUGCUUUGGGACUGCGAUAUCUCAGAAACCAAGAUCCCCCAGUUGAGGAAACUCGACCUCGAAAAGAGUCGUGCGGCGCUGGCUUCUUCACCAAUCUCGAAGCCCUUGAAAACUGGGCAAAAAGCCACAAGUCUCAUCUGGCUAUAUACCGCGGUGCACUAGCUCACUACAAGACCUUUGGAGACGAAAGGAAAUUCCGAACAUGGCAUGAAGUUUCUGUUCUCAGGGCAGGAGAUGCACGGUUUGAGUAUUUGAACUGUGUGCCCGAGACAGGACUUAUUCGAGGCGUUAUUCUCAAGGCAGAGAGCAUUGAGCGACAAGUGUGA